Condylostylus longicornis is the source of this 1825-nucleotide messenger RNA. Its product is annotated as facilitated trehalose transporter Tret1-2 homolog. Gene Ontology annotation, molecular function: transmembrane transporter activity. Lineage: Eukaryota; Metazoa; Arthropoda; Insecta; Diptera; Dolichopodidae. The record is from RefSeq and is a predicted model, not a curated record. Gene Ontology annotation, cellular component: membrane. The transcript has 6 exons. Gene Ontology annotation, biological process: transmembrane transport. The coding region runs from base 147 to 1676 and encodes 509 amino acids.
CGGAAAGGGAAUUUUAAAUUUUAUUAUUAGACAGAGCAAGAUAAAGAAAAAUGAGUUCUAAUUAAGAAAGUCAUUUUUAAUUAAUUAAAUAUUUUUAAUUUUAAAAUUCAGAUUUUGAGAUUUUUUUUGGUAAACAAAAAAACAAGAUGCGGCCAAAACUGGAAACAAUAAAGCAAUUUAGUAGAUCUUUAAGUACUUUUAGUAACACAAAACCAUUAGGAUUAAGGACAAGAGCUGUGCUCCGACAGGUAUCCAUGGUUGUUUUAGCAAAUUUAUGCUCAGUCCCUGGUGGAAUGGCAUUAGGUUUGCCAACUGUUACUCUAGCACAAUUAAAAGAUACUAGAAAUUCAUAUGCUUUAAAUGAAUCACAAGGAUCAUGGUACGCAUCCAUAAAUGCAAUUGCAUGUCCACUUGGUAGUCUUUUAAGUAGUUAUUUAUUGGAUAAAAUUGGUCGGAAGAGAACAGUCAUCUCUGUCAAUAUAAUUUCAAUAUUGUCAUGGAUAAUAUUGGCAACAUCAUCAUUUCAUGAGGACAAUUUAAUAUUUUUCAUUCAAGUUAUGAUAUCACGAUUUCUUAUGGGAAUUUCAAUGGGAUUAGCUAGUUCACCAUGUGGUGUAUAUGCUGCUGAAAUAAGUCAUCCAAGUUUAAGAGGUCGUUUAACAUUGGGAACAUCAGUCGGUAUUGCUACUGGGGUUUUCAUUAUUUAUACAAUAGGAUAUUUUAUAAGAGAUGAUUGGAGAUUAAUUAGUAUUUUAGCUUUAGGUUAUACAAUAAUUGCUUUCAUGCUUGCCUUUAUUAUUGUCGAAUCUCCCAGUUGGUUAUUAUCGAAACGUCGUAAUGAAGAGGCAAAACAAGUUUUACGUUAUUUCAAUGGAAUUAAAAAAUCAGAUACAAAUGUUUAUAAUGAAAUUGAAAAUGAUUUUGCGACAAUGGAAAAAUCAUUAUCAAAUCCGAAUGGUCAGAAAAAAGAAAAACUAUGGAUAAUGUUAAAAAGACCAGAGGUCUGGAAACCAUUACUAAUUAUGAUUGGUUUUUUUGCUUUUCAACAAUUUUCUGGAACUUUCGUUGUCAUUGUUUAUGCUGUACAACUUUCAAUUGAUGCUGGUGUUAAUAUUGAUCCUGUACUAUGUGCAAUAAUUAUUGGAUUGACACGUUUAUUAACAACAUUUCUAGUUGGUUUUAUUUAUGAUAAAUGGGGUAGAAGACCACCAGCUAUUUUAUCUGGUUUCGGUAUGUCAAUAUGUAUGAUAUUAUUAGCUGCAUGUACAUGGUAUCCAGAUUUGGGUAAUAUACCAUAUUUUGCAGUUGGUUGUAUUAUUGUAUACAUUUUGACGAGUACUUUGGGUUUAUUAACUUUACCAUUUUCAAUGCUAUCAGAAGUUUAUCCACCAAAAAUACGUGGUCCAUGUGCUGGAAUUACAACUUGUUUUGGAUAUUUGAUGUCAUUUAUAGCUGUUAAUCGAUAUAUGGCUAUGGUUGAUGGUAUUGGAAAAGAAAAUGUUUUUGCAUUUUAUGGUGCCGUAUCUUUUCUAUCUAUAAUAUUUCUUUAUUUAUUUUUACCGGAGACAAAAGGUAAAAGUCUUAUUGAAAUUGAAGAAUAUUUUAUAUAUGGUAAAGAUGGUAAAUUAGCUAAAAAAGCGAAUUUAGAGAGAAGGGAAACUAUAACAACUUAUUGAAAGUUUAUAUGUAGAGAAAUUUUGUGAUUGUAUAUAUAGCGUUGGUAUUAGAAUAGAAUGUGAUAGCAGUAGCAGUAAGAACAAUGUAGUUAUAAGACAUUAAUGACAUUUAUUAUUCGAAUAUUUUUAUGAAAAAUAAAUUUUAAUGA